UUAUCUUCCAUAGGUUCCACCAAACGCAUGCGCAAUUGACUGCAGUUAACUAGUACCUUUUUGAUUGACUUCAUUUGUUGUUUUUUUCACUUUAAUUUAGGGCCAUGGCCCAGGAUUCUUGUAGAUCCACACUUUUGCUUGGAAAGCAGUUGAUGGAAUUGAACAAGAAUGGAGUAGAAGGGUUUUCUGCUGGCCCAAUUGAUGACGAUGAUAUUUACAAAUGGGAGGUUUUGGUGUAUGGGCCAAAGGAGACUCCUUUUGAAGGUGGAUAUUUCAAGGCUCAUCUUAUCUUCCCAAAGGAAUAUCCAAACCGUCCACCAAAAAUGAAAUUUAUUUCAGAGAUUUGGCAUCCUAACAUUGACAAGGAAGGCAACGUGUGCAUUUCUAUCCUUCACGAGCCUGGCGAUGACAAGUAUGGCUACGAGCAGGCGUCUGAGCGCUGGCUGCCGGUCCACACCGUCGAGACGAUCCUCAUCAGCGUCAUAUCCAUGCUGGCCGACCCAAACGACGAAUCUCCGGCAAAUGUCGACGCUGCUAAAGACUGGCGUGAAGAGCCAGAAGUAUUUAAGAAGAAGGUUGCCAGAUGUGUACGAAAAAGUCAAGAUGAAUUCUUAUAAUAAAAUGCAAUGAACAUCUCUCAGUCAUUUUGUCUUUUUGAAACAGUGGGGUACUUGUAGGUGAGUGUAUUUCAUCCAAGAAAUGUUUGAAAAGUUCAUUCACCUGUGGAGAAAAGCAACUUGGACAAAGCAUACCUCCAUUAUCCCAUUCAUUCAUGCAAUUUUGUGAAUAUGUGUAUAUAUUUAUAUAUAUCUGGAUGCACUUGUUCAGUUCUGUUGUUCUACUGGAUUCACUUGUUACAAGAUGGACAAAACAAAUUAUCAGGUUUAGGGUUUUUACGGAUAAGUAUUUCUUAAUUUUGCAUAUAAACAGUUGUGAUGAUAUAUCUAUACAUAUAUAUAUUUAUAUUUAUGAAAAUACUUUGUGCUAAAAUCCGUUUAACGUGCUACUAAAAUCUAACUAUGUAGUAGGGCUAACACUGGAAAGAAUUAUGCUUUUGCCAAUUUUGAGAAAUUUGCAGUUUGAAAAAUUAUUGGAAUUUAUGCAAAAUUAUAUUGAGUAAAUUGUUUUUGAUUUUUGUAUGUGUAGGUUUUUUUUAAUAAUAAUCUGUUUUCAAAUUUGCAAGUGGUUCUGACAGAGUGAGCCCAUAUUGUAGCAUUUGAUUUCUAGUCGGUGACAUCGUAAAAUGACUUACCUGUCAUUUCACUGCAGAGCGGUGAACAGUAUUUUAUCAAUUAAUUUUCAGAUUUAUGUAGAUUGUUCAAAUGUUAUAUAUUUUUACGAAAAAUGCAUAUUUAACUAGUUAAUUGAAACUAUAACUGCUUUUUUAAAAGUACUAUUUUGUGACACAUCUCUUUGUGUAUUUCUGAUGGAUUGAUUGUGGCUUGCUGCAUGUAUUUGUUGUAUUUUAGGCACAUCACUCAAUUACUGUGCUGGAACCCAUUGCUACUUUAAGCAUUUGUACUUUUGUUAGUGUAUUUUUUCAAACUUCUGUCCUGAAGCAAAAAAAAAAAUACUGGCCAAAACUUCGUUUAACUGUAGCAGCAAGUUAGUCACAUGUAAUUGCUCUUUUAGUUGGGUUUGUGUUCUGUUUUUUUCAUUUGUUUUCCCCAUUGUGUAAAUAAGUGGAUUGUAUAAUUUGUCACUUCAAUAAGAAUAAACUGUCUUGUUUUGCCUA
Gigantopelta aegis is the source of this 1735-nucleotide messenger RNA. RefSeq names its product probable ubiquitin-conjugating enzyme E2 7. Bases 105 to 617 code for a protein of 170 amino acids. Lineage: Eukaryota; Metazoa; Mollusca; Gastropoda; Neomphalida; Peltospiridae. The transcript is spliced from 6 exons. The record is from RefSeq and is a predicted model, not a curated record. Gene Ontology annotation, biological process: protein polyubiquitination; proteasome-mediated ubiquitin-dependent protein catabolic process. Gene Ontology annotation, molecular function: ubiquitin conjugating enzyme activity.